AUGUCUUCCACCCUCUUUGGAGCUCUUGCAUCGGCGCCGAAUGGCGAGUCAGUUCAUCAUGUGUACCAGACGGAAGAGAAUACCCUCAUCGAGAAGACCUUGACCAAUGAGCAGUGGUCCUUGCCUAAAAUCCUAGGUCCCGCUAAGGCAGGGACUGCGGCGGCAGCUUGCUUUCUAGAUCCAAAGGGAGUUAUUGUUUCGCUUGACGAGACGGGGAUUCUCCAGGACCAUGUAUACGACCCCGACGAGGAUGAGUGGCAGGACGGAUCACUUUCGAGUUUGAAAAUCAAAGCCCAUCCUGAAUCAAAGCUAGCUAUCACCAUACACGAUGAGUUUGUUCGUCUCUACUACCAAUGCCCUUCCGGAGGAAUUGCAGAAGCUACCUGCGACGCUUUAAUUGUUUGGGAACCAUCCAAGGAGCUUUCGGUUCCAAAGCCCAUUGCUGGCGCAGGUAUAUGUGUGGCCUCAACUGAUGACAGCCUCUGCUUGAGCUACGUUCACCAGGAUGGAUCACUCCAUCGAUCCACGUACCAGAAUGGGGAUUGGACAGACACAAGCCUAGGCAACACCACCGAUGGGGCCCCUCCGGUCCGCAUCCUGGCACUUAUCGGUAGUGCUAGCAUUUGUUACAGCACAAAGUCCGGCGAUCUGAUGGCGGUUGAUAACACCGGUACACAUCAAAGGCUAGGUGAGAUCAAUAAAGAUGGUGAGGUGCAAACGUUUGGCGGUAAGGAAUGCGGCGGUCUUGGCGGCAAUUGGCAGGUUGGCGGCGGUAUUGGUAUUGGUAUUGGCGGCGGUAUUGGUAUUGGUGGCGGCUUUAAUGGUGGUUUCAAUGCUGGCGGUGGCUGGGCACCAUUACCGGGAAUGGAUGGCUUGCAAGGUUUGAUGGCCGCUUUGGGAGGGCGCGGAUCCAUCCGCAUUCAUCAAAGAAGGGAUAGAGCGCAUGUUAGAAUCAGGAUGAGGUAG
This is a messenger RNA of Morchella sextelata, 966 nucleotides long. RefSeq lists its product as uncharacterized. The record is from RefSeq and is a predicted model, not a curated record. The transcript is spliced from 3 exons. Bases 1 to 966 code for a protein of 321 amino acids. NCBI's taxonomy places the organism in Eukaryota, Fungi, Ascomycota, Pezizomycetes, Pezizales, Morchellaceae.